AUGGAAAAUAGAAAUACUUUUUCUUGGGUAAAGGAACAGAUGACUCGAUCGAUUUCUGUAUCGAUCAUGAUAUACGUAAUAACUCGGACAUCUAUUUCAAAUGCAUAUCCCAUUUUUGCGCAGCAGGGUUAUGAAAACCCACGAGAAGCAACUGGACGAAUUGUAUGCGCCAAUUGCCAUUUAGCUAGCAAGCCCGUGGAUAUUGAAGUUCCCCAAGCUGUGCUUCCCGAUACUGUAUUUGAAGCAGUUCUCCGAAUUCCUUAUGAUAUGCAACUGAAACAAGUUCUUGCUAAUGGGAAAAAGGGAGGGUUAAAUGUGGGUGCUGUUCUUAUUUUGCCCGAGGGAUUCGAAUUAGCGCCGCCCGACCGUAUUUCCCCUGAGUUGAAAGAAAAGAUAGGAAAUCUCUCUUUUCAGAGUUAUCGUCCCGAUAAAAAAAAUAUUCUUGUGAUAGGCCCUGUUCCCGGUAAGAAAUAUAGUGAAAUUGUCUUUCCCAUUCUUUCCCCUGAUCCUGCUACGAAGAAAGAUGCUCAUUUCUUAAAAUAUCCCAUAUAUGUAGGGGGAAACCGAGGAAGAGGGCAGAUCUAUCCUGAUGGUAGCAAGAGUAACAAUACGGUCUAUAAUGCUACGUCAACAGGUAUAGUAAAAAAAAUACUACGUAAAGAAAAAGGGGGGUAUGAAAUAUCCAUAGUGGAUGCAUCGGAUGGACGCCAAUUGAUUGAUAUUAUACCUCCCGGGCCAGAACUUCUUGUUUCAGAGGGGGAAUCCAUCAAGCUUGAUCAACCAUUAACAAGUAAUCCCAAUGUGGGAGGAUUUGGUCAGGGGGAUGCAGAAAUAGUGCUUCAGGAUCCAUUACGCGUCCAAGGCCUUUUGUUCUUCUUCGCAUCCGUUAUUUUGGCACAAGUUUUUUUGGUUCUCAAAAAGAAACAGUUUGAAAAGGUUCAAUUGUACGAAAUGAAUUUCUAG
Messenger RNA from Brachypodium distachyon (stiff brome), 963 nucleotides. NCBI's taxonomy places the organism in Eukaryota, Viridiplantae, Streptophyta, Magnoliopsida, Poales, Poaceae. The record is from the annotation of a RefSeq genome assembly.